Aspergillus welwitschiae is the source of this 2117-nucleotide messenger RNA. RefSeq names its product beclin 1. Lineage: Eukaryota; Fungi; Ascomycota; Eurotiomycetes; Eurotiales; Aspergillaceae. Gene Ontology annotation, biological process: cellular response to nitrogen starvation; late endosome to vacuole transport; autophagosome assembly. The record is from RefSeq and is a predicted model, not a curated record. The transcript is spliced from 2 exons. Gene Ontology annotation, cellular component: phagophore assembly site; phosphatidylinositol 3-kinase complex, class III, type II; phosphatidylinositol 3-kinase complex, class III, type I. The coding region runs from base 95 to 1717 and encodes 540 amino acids.
CGUACUUCUCGGUUUCUCCCUGGCUCCCGUCAGACAAACCACCAUUUCCACUUCACAACCAUAAUGCCAGGGCGGCUAUUCCCAUCAUUUCGCCAUGUAUUGCCAGAAGUGCCGGACUCCCUUGAAGUUGGAUGGCUCUCUAGAGUCCCUCAACCCCGCCGCCUUCGACCUGCUGAUCGGCUCAACUGGUAGAUCCCUGCCAGAUCAUGGUACCCAUUCGUCAUCCCGACCUUCCUACCCGCAAGAGCGACGAGAGCUUUACGACCGGGCCUCUAAGCAUGCUACAUCACCGGUGUAUCGAAGAUCGGUACCAGCUCCCCGCCAGGCAGGCAGUAAUCAGACCAACCCUCCCAGGCUAGGCCGAGGUGACAGUGGUAACAUGUCGUUUGUGAUGCUCACGGAGUCUCAAGUUGGGCCGCCACAUGGACUGUCUGGUAUCAGCAGCGAUAGUCCCUCGAACAGUAAGCCGCCGGUCAGCACACAGUCCAAUGAUCGCGGGCCGGACGACGCAUCCUUCGCAGAUCAAGUCGAACGAACAAGCCGGCUGUUUGAUAUAAUCUCCGCGCGAUCCGACAUUGACCAUCCUAUCUGCACGGAAUGCACCGAGAUGCUCGUGGACGGUUUACAGCAACGACUAGUAGAUGCCACAAAGGAGCGGGAUGCAUACAUCUCAUUCUUGCGAAACCUGAAUUCCUCUGUCCCCACAGCUGAAGAGCUCGAGGCGGCCCAGAAGUCGCUACAGGAGACCUUGGACGCGGAAAAGCUCGCCUUUGAAGAACUCCUUGCGUUGGAAAUAGAGAAACAAGCCUUGGAUGAAGAAAUCGCCGGCUUGGAGGAGGAAGCUCGUCAAUUGGAUCUUGAAGAAGAAAAGUUCUGGCGUGAUCGCAAUUCCUUUGCUUUGACUCUCUCCGAUUUCCAGAACGAACGCGAUGCGCUAAACAUGAAAUACGACCAUGACUCUCGCCAGCUUGAAAGACUACAAAGGACCAAUGUGUACAAUGACGCCUUCUGCAUCGGUCACGAUGGCUACUUUGGAACGAUCAAUGGGUUGCGGCUUGGUCGAUUGGCUAACCCAUCGGUAGAUUGGCCCGAGAUCAAUGCUGCUUGGGGCCAGACAGCGCUCCUUCUGGCAACCAUCGCCGACAAGUUAGGUUUCCAGUUUCAAGGGUAUCAAAUCAAGCCAAUGGGAUCUAUGUCCAGAAUAGAGAAGAUCGAACAGUCUCGACCAUCCCCGGCUCAGUCGGCGCUGAGUGGAGCAAAUGCGAUGUCAUCCGCACCGCCCAAGAUCACCGUCCUCGACCUGUUCUCGUCGGGCGAGCUGCCUCUAAAUCUUCCUUGGCUUCACCGCCGGUUUGAUGCAGGCAUGGUGGCGUUUCUGGAAUGUUUACGUCAACUAGGUGAAUUUGUGGAGAAGACGCCGGUGCCUGUGCCCUCAAAUCGCCGGGGUCAGGCCAACACCGCAGUGCCCGGAUUGAAGCUUCCAUACGAAAUUAAGCGCGACAAGAUUGGCGACGCCAGCAUCAAGCUUGGCUUCAACCAGAACGACGAAACCUGGACCCGUGCGUGCAAAUACACCCUGACCUGUUGUAAGUUCCUGCUGGCGCAUGCGAGCAACGUUGCUAGCGCGGGAUCCAGUAAUUCUGCUGCCGUCGCAGCAGCAGCAGUUGCAGCUGGCGAACAAGCUGGGAUGCCUACGACUAACCCUACGACCAAAUGAAGCCGUCAUAUGGUAUAGACCGACAGUGCGGGAUUAAACAAAACUGCAACCCCCUGCCCUGCUUCACUACCUUUGCAAUUAUUAAUGGGACUGAUUCCCAUCGACCCUGCAGCUUACAACCCGAUGUUGGGUAACGUACUUUGCUCAUCAUAGCUCUCACCGGAUGGACCUGAUGAAACUUGGAUGGAUGAAAGCAAAUACCUGGUCAUGAGCAGUGUGAGGUGGCAGCAUGGCACUUCAGCAUGUUUUCAACCCACCAUGCUUUCUCUUCCUUGCAUCACGCGGUUGUAGCAUGACCACCAGCAGCAACCUUUUUCCCAGUGAAACUUAGCAGCAUAUGAUCAACGAUACCGCACAGUAGUUGCUAUUUACGUAUUGCCUCUUUUGUCUUCUCCCGUAG